Vanessa atalanta (red admiral) is the source of this 3193-nucleotide messenger RNA. It is a transcript of the gene Hr38, whose product is annotated as probable nuclear hormone receptor HR38. The record is from RefSeq and is a predicted model, not a curated record. Gene Ontology annotation, cellular component: nucleus; transcription regulator complex. Bases 322 to 2151 code for a protein of 609 amino acids. Gene Ontology annotation, molecular function: zinc ion binding; nuclear receptor activity; RNA polymerase II cis-regulatory region sequence-specific DNA binding. The transcript has 4 exons. Gene Ontology annotation, biological process: regulation of transcription by RNA polymerase II; cellular response to corticotropin-releasing hormone stimulus. Lineage: Eukaryota; Metazoa; Arthropoda; Insecta; Lepidoptera; Nymphalidae.
UCCGCCAGCGCGUACUUCCGCGCGCUCCUUCGCGACUAUCUCUACUACCGACUGACUGUGAGUGAGUGCGCGUGCAGUGAGUGCAAUGUGCUCGGCCGCAUGAGGAUCCUACUAAGCGAACUAGGACUGUCUGGCGCGUGCCUCGGUCUGACCCUGGAGUCGCGCGCCGCUUCUCUGGAUCCUGACAAGCCAGCGCCAGGUCAGCGCCCGCACGACGAUACGCGUCCUUCCAUUUCUGUGUUUAUUUUCGCUUUCAUUGUGUAGAGCCUCUGGGUGCGUAGACUUUGCGUGGAACUGUCGUGACGAUGGCCAUCGGCUAGAAUGCGAGGUGCGUUGCUGACGCCCUCCAGCCAACACUGUGGCCUUAGACAAUUCCUUAACACACGGCCGAGCGCCAUUGAGCCGCGCUCGCCAAGCGCUUUCACGUCAAACUCCUCCAGCAUGCUACUGCUGCAAACACACAGCAACUACGGUUCGUCCUUCACUGAUUUACUGUCACCGCAAUAUCAAGAAGACUCUUCUGAAAUUUUAGAAGAAAACUUAGAUCCAUUUCCUGACGUCGAAUUUCAUGCACCUAUUCCACCAGAAGUUAAAUCUCAACGAACAACUCCAGUGAGUGAAACUCCAUCACCUACGCUCGGACCAGCAUUACCCAGUUUUGAAGAAACGUAUUCAGUUCGCUAUCCGAAACAAGAAAUGGCGGAAUUUGGGUUAAAAAUGGAUGAAGACUGCUACAAUGUUAGCGCAUAUUCCCAUCAAGGGCAUGCGUCAACUCAGUUGCUAUAUCAAUAUCAUCAACCACCUUUACCGUAUGUACCAUCUCCUUACUACGCACAGGCCCAGCCGUGCUCUCCGACAUUUGAUACUGGCGGAGUUACGAAUACUCAAGAUUCUUAUUCAUUGCCACCUUUUCCAAGCUCGGUGGAUUUGCACAUUACCACUGACCAAAAUAGGCAACGAAGGUCAUCGUUACCAGUUCAAAGAUCAGAAUCUAGUAGUUCUAACGAAAGUCCUAAGCUACAUGGCAGCAGAGUUCACUGUAUGCAGGCUUCGGCACCAAGCUCUGCAUCUAGUUCACCUGGCGGACAGCCACAAGAGAAUACUGCGUCACGAGCUGCGCCACCAUCACCAAGUCAACUUUGUGCCGUUUGUGGAGAUACGGCUGCAUGUCAACAUUACGGCGUAAGAACUUGUGAAGGAUGUAAAGGAUUUUUUAAAAGAACUGUACAAAAGGGUUCUAAAUAUGUUUGCUUAGCUGAAAAAUCUUGUCCAGUUGAUAAAAGAAGAAGAAACCGAUGUCAAUUCUGCAGAUUUCAAAAGUGUCUUGCUGUGGGUAUGGUUAAAGAAGUAGUCAGAACUGAUUCAUUAAAAGGAAGACGAGGUAGAUUGCCAUCUAAGCCGAAAUGCCCACAGGAAUCCCCUCCAAGUCCGCCAAUUUCUUUAAUAACUGCCCUAGUCAGAGCCCAUGUUGAUACGUCCCCUGAUUUUGCCAAUCUUGAUUAUUCGCAAUAUAGGGAACCAAAUCCUAUGGAACCACCUAUUUCGGAUUUGGAAGUAAUUCAGCAAUUUUAUUCGAUACUGACAACGUCAAUUGAUAUGAUUAAAGUUUUUGCUGAGAAAGUACCUGGAUAUGGCGAUCUAUGUCCUGAGGACCGCGAACAGUUAUUUGCUUCGGCACGACUUGAGUUAUUUGUGUUACGCCUUGCAUACCGCACUCGUCCUGAAGACACGAAGCUAACUUUCUGCAAUGGACUGGUUCUUGAUAAAAGACAAUGUCAACGAUCUUUUGGAGACUGGUUGCACGCUGUGCUUGAUUUUAGUAACACCCUGCAUUCGAUGGAUAUCGAUAUCUCUACCUUCGCCUGUCUGUGUGCACUAACUCUAAUAACAGAGAGACAUGGCUUAAAGGAGCCUCAUCGGGUUGAGCAGCUUCAGAUGAAGAUAAUCGGAUGUCUGCGUGCUCAUAUGCCAGGCGGUGGAAACACGAACGCAGCCGGCGCCCCUCACUUCAGUCGUGUUCUUGGAGCUCUGCCUGAGUUACGAUCACUUUCCGUACAAGGUCUUCAGCGCAUCUUUUAUCUGAAGUUAGAGGAUUUAGUGCCAGCGCCGCCACUUAUUGAGAAUAUGUUCCGCGCCAGCCUACCUUUUUAGGCGCCUCGCACGCUUUCCCUGCAAUGACAUCCUGAGGACCACUCCCGCCUUCUACGCAUUCUCUUCUAGAGCCGACUCCAUUAUUUUUAUAAGUGUUUACUUAGAUUAAAAAUAUUUUUCUAGAGACUAGUAGAACUCUACAGGACACGAUCUCCACGGAAUCGGUUUAUGCUUGUUGUAUGAAAUUAUGAAUAAUAUUAUUAAUUAAUUUUAAGUAAGAAAAAUAAUCUUACCGCGUAAGUCCUAAUAUAUUGGGCACUUAUAGUUAAGCUUAAUUUAUUAUAAAUGUAUAUUUGUGUGUGAUUCCGUUUUAUCUUAUAAAGGUAUCUAUUUAGUAGUCUGCAUUUAAGUUACCGUUCGUAAUCAAUGGCAUCUCGUCGUACAAAUAUUCCUACGUUAUUUACUUGUGUAUUAUUAAAUAAGAAAAAUCUAGUCACAAGACUUACAAAUGUUAAAAAUUUGGCUCGUAAACACCGAAUUUUAUAGAAAAUUUAUGAAUAAUUAAGGUAUUUGUUGAUAUCUAAAUAAGUGUGGUGUGAAUGAAAGAAAUGAAGAUUUGAAAGUCUCGCUGACCGCGCUCGGCGCUCCCGCUCCGUGCGUAUAUUACGCGAAGGGUAGUGUCGAACCAGACCGCAGAUGGCAGUUACCUUUUAGGUUUAAAUUAUUUUAUAACUAUUUCAUAGAAUGUUAAUGUGAAUUGUUAAAAUAAAAAUAUACAUAUAAAGUAAGAGAAAAAGUUCAGCAUUUCUAUUAUAGACUCUCAACUCCAACGUGUCUUAAAGAGUACCUUCUUAGAUAUGUAGCUUAUAAAUUCCCUGGUGCAAUUGACACUCUUUAAAGUAAAACAGUAGAGCUAGUUACCCUAAACAUAUCAAUGUACUUAUUUAGAAUGCUACUAGAGUGUGCACGUAGGUAAUUUAAACUGUUUUUUUUUGUUAAAAAGUAUGUUUAUUCUGUCUCUGUACCCAUAAAUACUAUUUCGCCCAAUAAUAUGCUGCAAAUACUAUGUUUUUAUUUAAAGGCAAUUUAGAACAUUAAUAAA